UAACAGCAACAGUGCGGGUACCAGAAGAAGCAAAAGAAACAUUUGCUUCUGGUUCUCAACUCUUUUCAUUGCCUUAAUAUCCGUUCUAUUGGCUCUCAAUUCUUUCCAUUCCCCUGGUAGUAGCAUACAAAGAGCCACAAACAUUGCUAAUAUGGUGGUUAAGUUAGCUGGUAUUGAAGAGUUUUUUUCACUUGUAAGAAACACUACUCCAUCUAGACACCAUGGUUCGCAUCAUCAUCAUCGUCAUCACCGAAGCCGUACAACUAAAUGCGGUAAUACUCAAUGGAAGAAAACGAGUCUCAUGGUUGAUUAUGAUGUGUCACUUGUGUUGACUGUCAAUUUGAAUGGUUGUGGGAAUUUUACUAGUGUCCAAAAAGCAGUUGAUGCUGUUCCUGAUAAUAGCCCGACUCGAACGCUUAUUAUUGUUGAUUCUGGCGUUUACAGGGAGAAGGUGGUUAUCCCAAUUAAGAAAACGAAUUUGAUACUUCAAGGUAAAGAUUAUCGCAACACAUCCAUUGCUUGGAAUGACACUGCAAACUCCACUGGAGGGACAAUUUAUAGUUCCACAUUUGCCAUCUAUUCUUCAAACUUCACAGCUUAUAAUAUCAGCUUUCAGAAUACAGCUCCACCUCCGGAUCCUGGCGUUGCUGGGGCUCAAGCAUUAGCUAUCAAGGUAUCAGGAGAUCAAGCUGCAUUUUACGGCUGUGGGUUUUAUGGUGCACAAGACACACUUUAUGACGAUCAAGGAAAGCAUUAUUUUAAAGAAUGUUUCAUUCAAGGAUCAAUUGAUUUCAUUUUUGGUAAUGCUAGAUCACUCUAUGAGGAUUGUACUAUCAACUCAAUAGCAAAGGAAGUUCCAGAUGGUAUAAGUGGAUCUAUUACAGCUCAAGGAAGGCAAACAUUGACAGAAAAAUCAGGUUUUUCAUUUGUGAACUGUAAGAUUGGCGGGGCAGGAAAGGUUUGGCUGGGAAGAGCUUGGGGUCCGUAUGCUUCCGUUGUCUUUGCUAAAUCAUAUAUGUCAGACGUUGUAUACUCCGGUGGAUGGAAUGAUUGGAACGAUCCUUCUAGAGACGAGACUGUUUUCUUUGGAGAAUACGAAUGCUUUGGUCCAGGAUCGAACUUCUCUUCUAGAGUUGCAUAUAGUAAACAACUGACUCAAUCCGAAGUGAAUCCAUUUUUGGAUGUUUCGUACAUCCAAGGAAAUGACUGGCUUCUUCUUGGGCGCCAUGGGAAAAACUCAUAUAUCAAUGAAACAAACACUGUAUUGGCUUCUUCUUAAUUGUACGAGUUGUUGGGUGUGUUUUAACUGUACUAGUUUAUCACCCGUGCGAUGCACGGGUCUGUUCAUUGAUUUUGGAAUAUCAAAUGCGCUUUUUAUACUAUAUAAUAUCAUAAAAAGGGGUAACA
Molecule: messenger RNA, 1407 nt
Organism: Papaver somniferum (opium poppy)
Lineage: Eukaryota; Viridiplantae; Streptophyta; Magnoliopsida; Ranunculales; Papaveraceae
Product: probable pectinesterase 15
Exons: 5
Coding region: 152-1279 (375 amino acids)
Biological process (GO): cell wall modification
Molecular function (GO): pectinesterase activity
Source: RefSeq, a predicted model, not a curated record